AUGUCUUUGAAAAGAUAUGAGGAAAUAAAGCGAUACCUUCAUUUUCUAAAUAAUGAUGAGAUACCAGAACAUAAUAAAGAUUGCUUCAUCAAGGUACGACCCUAUCUGGAUAUUUUGGAAAAGUCAUUUGCUGCUGCUGCUACACCUACGGAAUACAUGGCAAUUGAUGAGAUGAUCAUUCUAUUCAAAGGAAGAAGUAGAGCCAAGCAAUAUAUAAAAUCCAAACCGAAAAAAUGGGGUUUCAAAGUUUGGAAUUCGGAAAAUCCCAUCUGGCAACCCUGUUCAUCGCAGAGGCAUCAUUGGCAGCGGCCACUUGAUUUCCUCAGUCCUCUCGCAACCGCCAUGUCUGAGGGAGGAGACUUUCCCUCCUUGAUCGACCUCAACGUCGGCGGCGUCACGUACUCGACGACGCUCAAGACGCUGACGAGCCAGCAGGACUCUCUACUGCACGCCAUCUUCACGGGACGCGAGCCCGUCGUCGUGGACGCCAAGAACCGUUACUUCCUGGACCGCGACGGAGUCCUGUUUCGAUACGUGCUGGACUUCCUGCGGGACGGCACCGUCGUGUUGCCGGAGUGCUUUAGGGAGCGGGAACGGCUCAAACGGGAGGCCGAGAAGUACAUGCUGCAUGGCCUGGUGGAGGCCAUUUGCAGCGAGAGUCGGAACAAGGCCACUGGGGCCAUCACCGUCGGGUACAGGGGCAGCUUCCAGUUUGGGAAGGACGGUCUGGCCGACGUCAAGUUCAGGAAACUUUCCAGAAUUCUGAUAUCCGGAAAAGUCGACCUCUGCCGAAGCGUUUUUGGAGAAACUCUCAACGAAAGUCGGGAUCCAGAUCAUGGUCAGUCAGAACGGUACACUUCCAGAUUUUUUCUGAAACACUUCUUCCUGGAGCAAGCCUUCGACAUGCUGAUCGAGCAGGGAUUCAAAAUGGCGGGCAGCUGCGGCUCCGGAACAGCGGGAGGGGCGGCGGAACUGAAACCCGGAGUCGAUGCAGAGGAAAACCGUUGGAACCACUAUAAUGAGUUUGUUUUCGUAAGGGAAUAGUUCGAAUUAUCCGUUUCCAAAGACUUCCAUAAACUUUACUGAGUGCUUAGAUCCCGUUUCAGAUUCAUGUGUAUACAGUGGCGUAUCGGGGAUAAAAGUGAGGUCAAAGGCGAAUGUAAUGAAAAUUGUUGGAAAAUGUUUGUUCAACCCUUGCAAGAAUCAACUUCUCAAAAGAAAAAUUCAGGGAUGAUUUUGUUAUUCCAUAGCAUUGUUCAAAUCCCAGAUUCAGUUCGCGUCGACUAUACAGGGUGUCUCUCCGAGAAUGGCAUCUACAGACUAACACCUCCGAAGUUGGUGAACAUGGAAAAAAACGAAAUUUUGGCAAAUACAAAUGUUCAGAAAGAUCUACUUCUUUAGGCGUUUACAACUUGUUUACCCUUGCAGGGGCGGCAACAAAGGGAUGCACCCAAAAUCUUAGAUGAAACUCUUUGUCGAUAAAGUAGAAAUCUCUACAAUUAACCAUUCCCGAUUUCAUUUUAUCGUAGAAAGUCACGUGACGAUGUAGAUAUCUAUGUUAAACAAGUCAUCAUCUUAAAAUAAAAGAUAAAAAACUUUAAUUGCGUAACAAAACUUAUUUUUCUAUCCAAAAUACAUUCUGCAGCUGUGUCUUGACGCGCGUUUCGCUAGCCAAGUUAGCGUCAUCAGGUGAUGACACCUUCUCCUCAUCUCAUAAUAAGAAAUACACCAUACAUAGGUCUGUUGAACGAGGUGGCUGUAAGAAUGGAAGUUGGUUCACAAAAUCAUUUGAAAUUUCGCAAACUACACCGGAAACUUCAUUUAGAGCAUAUCUCCUUCUACAUAUUAUUAUUUAUGCACUGAAAAUUUUCUAGAUUCACGAUUUUAUAUAAUCAAAUCAUUCCACGCCGUGCAAUACCAAGAAAAAAUAUCAUUAUCAUUAGGUUAUCAUUAUUUUCACUAUUGUUUGGGAUGAAAUAAUAAAUAAAUAGAGACUUCAAUCCAAAUUUCAACGUCUCCAAUUUUAAUCAGUUUGAAAUCAUUUUGUGGAUUUUCUGUACGAAAAAUUUAAAUCUUUUUAUGGGUAUAUUCUAGUAGAAACUGGAAAAUAGCACGAGUACUGAGGGAGCUACUUUUAGGAAAAGGUCCUGUUAUGUGUGAGUCGAAUUUGUCCACUUAAUGACUAAAUAAAUUUUUCAUAAGUGGGAAUCAGUCUAUUGGAGUUAUAAUUUCCCUGUAAUAAACCACUGAGAAACUGACUUUUCUCAACUCGUCGAGAUAAUACUACAAAAUUCUAUUCUUUACUGUUCUGCUCAUCGGCAACCUAGUAGGAAACUUUCCAAAUUAAACUUCAAUAUGAAAAAGUUAUCUUGUUGUACGUCAAAACUUCAUAACAGUCUGAAACUCGUUAUUUAUUCAUAACUUUCUUGUUUUCGUCUGAACACAAAGAACAUAUAUCAACAAAUAUGUUUCCCGGAGAGGUUUUCUUUAUUGUCAGGAAAUUGGUUUCGGGAAAACAAUCAUAUAUGAUAAUAUUACAGUUGACCUUUUAUGAAAUUGACCUUUCGAUAAUAGGUAAUAAUAAUAAUGUUUACUGUCAUUAGUUCCAAGAAGAUAUUGACAUGGUCUAGUAUAUACAUAUUAUGCAUACAAAUGAAUUUAGAGGCUCAAGUUGAAAGAUAAAAACAGAUAAGAACAAAUACAAAUGCAAUUAGUUAUCAACAAUUUACUUAUGUAAUAAAUUAUAAAGUUUGAUUAAUCAUUAAAAAUGUUUUUUUU
Molecule: messenger RNA, 2778 nt
Organism: Leptinotarsa decemlineata (Colorado potato beetle)
Lineage: Eukaryota; Metazoa; Arthropoda; Insecta; Coleoptera; Chrysomelidae
Gene: Ktl
Product: BTB/POZ domain-containing protein Ktl
Biological process (GO): protein homooligomerization
Molecular function (GO): protein binding
Source: RefSeq, a predicted model, not a curated record